GCGUUACCACCAGCCUCUGUCACGUGGUGUUUAAAUGUCACUUAAAACUGUGGUUGUGUUUGGCCUAGAUGUUGGCUUUCGUGGCCUAGAUCUAGAUGUUCCCUUUUUUUUUUUUUUUUACCACUGCGAUGGGCUGUACUUCUGCUGUGUACUAAUCACCACACGAUGGAUAACUGAAUGUUAGACAGUACUAUUAAAAAAAUGAAGUUUGAUGACGUCAUCUCAGCCGUUGGCGACUUCGGAGCCUACCAAAGGCGCAUCUAUUUUCUUAUAUGUCUGGUGUCAGUGCCUGUUGCCUUUCAGACGCUGGUGAGUGUCUUCACCCUGUCCAUACCUGAACACAGGUGCGCCAUUCCAGAACUGGACAAUGACACGUACGCGAGCCAAGGUCCCUGGCAUGCUGACCUCAUCAAUCAAUCUAUCCCAUGGCUGAGUCAGAAGAACAUGUACUCCCAAUGUGAAGUGUUUGUCAAAGAUGUCACACAGAGAGACUGGAGCAACAUGACCACAAAGUGUGACAAAUGGGUUUACAGCAAGGAAAUAUUUACAUCCACAUUUGUCACAGAGUUGAAUCUGGUUUGUGAUGAUCUCAUUUACAAAACGUAUGCAAACAUGGCCCUGAUGGCUGGAUUGCUUGGUGGUUCUUUGACCUGGGGAUCUUUAUCCGAUAGGUUUGGCCGUAAGAAAGUGUUUAUGUUGAGUGUUGUUGGUCAGUUCAGCUGUUCAUUGUCCACUGGUUUUGUCCACUGGUACCUACCAUUCAUCAUUCUACGUUUCUUUACAACAUUCUGUGACGUAGGCAUGGUCAUGACCUCUUUCAUUAUAGGAGUGGAACUUGUCGGACCUACCAAACGUAAAUUUGCUGGAAUUGUUGUCAACUUUUUCUGGUGUUUAGGAUUAAUCCUCAUGACUGGUGUCAGCUAUGGUAUACGUACGUGGAACCAUCUACAGAUAGCACUGUCAUGUCCUACCAUUUUACUUCUUUCAUAUAGUGUGUUUCUGCCCGAAUCUCCUCGAUGGCUCAUCAAUGCUGGAAGAGUGAAGGAAGCUGCUGCUAUUGUUAGGCGCCUUGCUAAAGAGAACGGCGUCACUGUUUCGGAAAAGAUUCUGAGCCUACAAGAAGUGAAACUAGAAAGUAAUGGAGAAAAAAUCUGGCAUAUAUUUAUUGAUAGAACAUUACUCUUUCGCUGUUUGGCCAUUUUUAUAAACUGGUGUGUAGCCAGCGUUGUGUUUUACGGGUUAAGUUUAAAUAUUGGCAACCUGACUGGAAAUCUUUACUUAAAUUUUUUUCUCUUUGCCUUGGUCGAGGUGGCUGCCUACUUUGUCUGUUUAGUGUUCCUAGACAGCUUUGGCAGGAGGCGUCUCCAAUGUUGCUCCAUGUUACUAGGCGGAGUGGCUUGCUUACUAUCUCUGUUUCCUGUUAUGUAUGGCGGUGAAGGUGAAACUUGGCUAACCGUGGCUUUGUCUAUGAUUGGUAAAUUUGGAGCAUCGGCGGCUUUUGCGGUGAUUUAUUUUUACACUGUCGAGUUAUUUCCUACUGUGAUAAGGAACUCUGGGCUUGGACUCAGUUCUGUCAUGGCAAGAAUAGGAGGAAUACUUGCCCCUUAUAUUGCAGAUCUGGGUCACGUGAUCUCUGGAGACAUGGCUGUAGUGCUACCUCUACUUAUAUUUGGUGGAGCCAGUAUAAUUGCUGGACUACUUGCUCUGUUACUUCCUGAGACGGCCAACCAAACAUUACCAGACACACUCAAGGAUGCCAAGAACCUUGGAAAACAAUCCCAACCAAAGAACAAGUCUGAAGAGAUGAACAUGAUGGAAGAUACUGACGAUCAGAGGGACGUUCACAUUUUAAUGGCAGCUGUAAAUGAAAACAAGAAAUUUACCGAGUAAAAAAAAGAAAGUCUAGAUCUAAUUUAUUUUUUAAGGUUAAUUAAUUGAAAAUAAAAUUAAUUAAUGUCCUCUCAUAUCAUCUCUGCCUGUGGUCCCUUCUGGGUAAUAGGUCACCAACCAGCUUCCUCCAGGCAUCUCGGUUCUGGGCGAAUCUCUCCAACUGUCCCCAAGUCUUGCCCAUCUGCUUCCGAAACGCGGCGCCAUGUAUUCCUGGGCCGUCCCCUCUUCUUCUUUUCUUGGGGGCUCCAGGUUUGGGCUUGUCUUGUUAUGUUGGAUGCAGGUUUGCGUAGGGGUGUGACCUAUCCAUCUCUAGCAUCACUGACAGAUAUCUACUUCAAUGGGCUGCCACAGUUCCUCAUUCGAGAUUUUGUCUGGCCUUAACAAAACUGUGUGCGUUAAACAGUAGAUCUAUAGUUGAGAUAUUUAAUACUCUUGUAGACCAAUGUUAAAAUUUUUUAUUCUUUAAAAAAAUGACGACACUUCAUCUUCUACUAGUUUAGUUGUGAUAGUGUAUGUGUGUCAAGGACUGGUCUCUCUAGUCACAACAAAUGUUGCAAGUGGAAUACAUAAUCUCAUGAGACGCUAAUUGCCAAAGAAACAGAAAUACCAAAAGAGCCCAGAGACUCGGCUUCUAAUGACCCGGCAGUUUGUAUACUUUGUCCUACCUACACUAACAAAACGAGAAUUAGUAUUACAGGGUCCUACGUGGACUUCUGUCAGUGGACUUCUUUCAUAUAUUGUGCAGGUUCAAAUCUCUCUUACACAUUUAACAUGCUAUUGUAGACAAAAAUGUAUAAAAAGCGGGGCUGUGCGAACCGCUGUUUGUAUGUCUUAUUGUUAUUUGUUGUUUACAAACCUUAUAGCAACUCACUGGUCACAUUUUUGAGCACGUUAUUUCUGCCAAGUUUGUAUCAAGUUGAAAUUUUCCACAAUUGGUGUAGACCAGUGUAGACCACUGAAGACAAGCGUAGACCAGUGUAGACUGUAGGCCAGUGUAGACCAGUGUAAAAAAGCAACUCUGUACAGUCUACAUUUCUUUUUGUUAAACAUUAGCUACAUGUAGAAUAGACCAAAUUAAGCUAUUUAAAUAAGCAUUGAAAUUUAAUACAACAAUUUUUGUUUGAAUAACAGGAUAAAUGUAGAAGGGAUUAACUGAGGUACAAAGAAUAGAUCUGGUGUAGGAAAUAAUCACAUCAAUUGGAUGGGAACAUAAGAGUUACGACCUGCUGAAAUGAAAUCCAUUAUCGUAGACCCCCCUUGUCAUCUCAUAGACCCCCAAUUUAUUUUUUCACUUUUGUAGACCCCUUGGAAGUCCCAUUUUGUGAAUCACUGCCUUAGAUAAUUGUACACGUUAGUUCUCCCACAGUCAUUCUCGGGGGCUCACGUUGAAACAUGUAUACAAUCAUUCAUUGUACCAAAGAAAACAUGAUUCAAUUAGAAAACUAACCGUAUAGACAAUUAAUUAUUGGUAUUUAAUAUUUUGUUUGAUAUCGAAUAAAGGAAAUAACUUCUAUUAUUGAGACAUAUCUUUGUAAGUUCGCAUUUGUUCCCCUCAGAUUAGCUUUGUUUUUAAAAAAGGAUUUGAAAUUGAAACCAAGUAAUUUAUUUUCUGAACUGUUUCUCAUUAGAUAAAUUAGUGUAUUUAUUAAUAAUUCUUCUCAUGUGGUCAAUAUUCUAAGCCUUCCUACAGUACGUUCUCAGUCCUCAGUCACGAUACUUCGACAUUUCACUCAAUUCUGUACGUCUUCCUCUACUAUUUGUUAUGGUGGAGAGACGAACUGUGAUGAAAGUGUUGACUGGUCAUGUGUUGUUGUUGUUUUAGUUCCUUAUGUCAACAUUGAAACAAAGAAACUGUCGAGUAAUACUUGCAGAAAUUGACUUUACAAAUGUUUGUUUUUAAACUUUUUUUUUAUUGAUAUUUCUGUUUCGCCCUCACGGACACCUAUCCCACAUAGGAGACGACCGCGUUCCAAAGAGGAUCUUUAGCGAGCUUUCCAUGUGGAGUGUCACCAGAGAAUGCUGACCAUGUCCUCCAAAACUGAUCUUUUUACAACACA
Molecule: messenger RNA, 3947 nt
Organism: Biomphalaria glabrata
Lineage: Eukaryota; Metazoa; Mollusca; Gastropoda; Planorbidae
Product: organic cation transporter protein-like
Exons: 10
Coding region: 178-1890 (570 amino acids)
Biological process (GO): transmembrane transport
Cellular component (GO): membrane
Molecular function (GO): transmembrane transporter activity
Source: RefSeq, a predicted model, not a curated record